AGUAAGGUGGUACAGAACGGCCCUUAUGUCCCCACUGCGUGUCUCUCUUUCUCUCUCCCCCUCUUUUUCUCUCUCCCCUCUCUCUCUCUUCCUGAAUGACAAAACAAGACAACUUAAGGAGAAGUAGUCACUCGUUGCCAUCUUGACACGGAGCGAAAAGGGGCUCCUGCGGGACAAGACAGCUCCCCAGAUUCCCUCACCCCGGAGGAGUGGUGCCCCUCACCUUCCCUCCGCCACCGUCUCUGCGGGGACCCCGACCAGCCACUUAACAGACUUGAAAGAGCCGCGCUCGAGGCGACUCAGAGUUCGCUCACAGCCGGACGAAGGACGCCAACGGCCGGGUUGCGGAGAGCGAGGCUGCGGCCACCAUGGAGGUCAGCACCGCUCCGAGGAAACUUCCUCUGCUCUGGUUCAGCUUGAUGUGGGGGCUCUCAGGCAUAUGGGCCCAGAUCCAGAUGCCCCAACCCAACAUGGAUGUGAUCCAGGGUCAGAUGGUGGUUCUGAGGGCCACGUACAACGCACAGACAGGCAGCGACCUGAGCACCAACGUCGUACUCUGGAACUUUAUCACCGACAACACCCAGCAGAUCAUCACCUACGCCAAGGACUUCACGAACGUGGGCACCUCCCAGUUUCUGGGGCGUGUCGGUUUCUCCUCCAGCAUGCCAUCACGGGACGUGUCGCUGUACAUCAACAACACCCAGGAGUCCGACUCAGGACGCUACCUUUGCCAGAUCAUCUUCCCAAAUAAUCCCGGCCUCACUGCUGAGCUCAGUCUGGAUGUGAAGGUCCCUCCCGGGGUUCCCAAGUGCUCUCUGUCCGGGAAGCCAGUGUUGAAGGGGAAUGUGACUCUGAGCUGCGAAACCAGCUCCGGGAAGCCUGUUCCACUGUACAAGUGGAAGAAAACCAGUCCCAGCUCAGAGGUCUUCUUCUCACCCAUGCUCAACGAGAAGACGGGAACCCUGAAGCUGAACAACCUGAGCAGCAACAUGUCGGGGAAGUAUGUGUGCACAGCCAGCAACACCGCUGGGUCCGAGAGCUGCUUCAUCAACCUGGAGAUUGUCACCUCCACUAAUGUGGGGGUGAUUGCUGGCGCCACAGUGGGCUCAGUGGUUGCCGUCAUCCUCCUCCUCCUCCUCUGCUUCGUUUUCCUGGUGAAGAGGCGGAGAGACAACGAGGACGACAUGGCAAACGAAAUCAAGGAGGACGCUCAGGCUCCCAAGCGUGUUUCCUGGGCGAAGAGCGGCAUGGGUUCAGAUAUCAUCUCCAAGAACGGCACCCUGUCCUCCAUCGCCUCCAGCCCCCACCAUAAAGAGCCCUCCCACAACCACAACAACCACCACCACCCGCAGCAGUACCCCCAGCGCCCACCGUCUGACACCGCCUCCAUCAUCACCGCCACGGGCAGCAUGGCCGGCUACCGGCCGCCCCGCCAACACGGCGCCUCCACCCCCACCCACUAUGGCUACAACAACAACAGCACCCUCCCACGCGGACAGGCCGUCUCCUCCGAAGGCACCGCCAACGGGAGCUCCCUGUCCCGACCGGAGCGCUACACCCAGCUACCCCAGGCUCAGUUGCUGCAGCAGACCUACAGUCAGCAUCAGCUGCAGCUCCAGGGGGCUCCCGCCCCGCCCCCACUGCCCACCUCCACGGUCACAGCCUCCAACAUCGCCCGCAUGGGAGGGGUGCCCAUCAUGGUGCCUGCACAGAACCAGGCUGGAUCUCUGGUCUAAGGCCUGCCAGUUCUGGCCGAGAGUGAUGUGGAUCAAAAACAGUUGGAUUCUGUGCAGACGGCUUAGAAACUAUUUUAGCACAAUUACAGUAGAUCGAAAUAUCAAAUCCACUUAUUGGCGCUUGGUUUUGCGCAAAGAAGCUUUCGUAGCAAGACUUUCAGACACGGACUGUUUACUUGCCUUAAACAUACUUAAGUCUUUUAUAUUCUGUAUGCACCGCAUACAUUGCAAACUAUGUAUAGAUAUAAUGUUCAUAUAUACACAUUUGUCUAGUAUCCUCUUUUCUACCCUAUCAAGGCAUUUCUAUUUUAUUGGUUUGUUUUUCUUGAAAUUUUGCUUUCAAAUGACAUAUUAUAUAUACUAUUUCCAGAGAAGACAAAGACAACAACAAACUGAAUAUCUGUGUGUGUGUGUGUGUGUGUGUGUGUGUGUGUGUGUGUGUGUGUGUGUGUGUGUGUGUGCCAUGGAUGGGCAUACAGAUUAAAUAUGAGGAAGGUUGUGCAGAUCUUUACUGUAGGACGACCUAUGGAGAAAUCAUGCGUUCAAGCACAAUGUGUUGGACUUUCAGAGAAGAGAAUGUUAGUAAAGAACUGGGUGAAGUAUAUGUUGAAAUGCAUGUUUAUGCAGCAGAAGGAAAGACAAAACAACCUUAUACAUGGGAUAAAGUUUAGCAAAGUAUCCUAAUCCUUUAUUUUUUGGGCUCCACUUCUGUUGGUGUUCAGCUUAUAAAAUGCUCUUAAACGCUAUACUUUAAAUACAGAUUAGCAAAAGCUUCUUAGGAUAUUAAGAACCAUUCAGAAUUGCAGUAAGGUGACUUUGCCAAAACACUAGUCCACACUUGUAAUACUUUCAAAGUUGCCUCCAGAAUUGAAAUUGGAAAUAUGAUGAUUAAUGUGUGGCCAAAGUCCAAAGACAUGUUCUGGGGAGCAGGUUAAUCGGGGACUCUAAAUUGCCCGUAGGUGUAUGAAUGUGAGUGUGACUGGUUGUGUGUCUCUGUGUAGCCCUGCGAUUGGCUGGCGACCAAUCCAGGAUGUACCCUGUCUAUCGCCCGAAGUUGGCUGGGAUGGACUCCAGCCCCCCCGCGACCCUGUGUGCAGGAUAAGCGGUUUGCAGAUGGAUGGAUGGAUGGAUGGAUAAUUGUUGGCCAGUGCCUGUAUUUAAUACAGGUCAUAAAUUUGCCUGCAACACCAGAUUCUGAACCAAAGAUAUCCAGUAAAACGUUUCUUCUAUAGAUCAGGGGUGUCCAACUAAAUUUAGUUAAGGGGCCACUAUGACCUCAAGUGGGCCCGGCCAGUCAAACCAAAGGCGAUGAUCCAGACAUCCCUGCUUUAGAGGUAUUUCUUCAUUUGAAAGAGCAAGUCGGUGGGGAGAAACCUGUCAGCAAUGGAAGCAUAUUGAUUAGUUAUCAAAAUAGUGCCAUAGGCACGACAUUUAUAGAGUAACCUUAUAGAGUUCCCAUUUGACUGGCAUUGCAAAGUAGUAGAAACAGAAAGCUGAUAUGAGUUUCUGUGAACACUGUUGAAGGUGAUCCGCAGCCAUCCGAAGAAGAUGGAAGAGACACACUAAAGGUGAAUGUGGUGAAAAGAAAAAACGUUCUAUUCGAUCUAAUAGAAUUCAUCAUGAAACUUUCUCUGUUGAUAACUAAAUAAAACCAAUUCUUCACUCUAUAAGUCCCAGAAAAGCAUUGGUUGAAGCCAGGUUCCAAAGUUCUUGUUUCAUUUUGAAGACAUAUAAUUGAAAUGUAUAUGUGGAUAUAUAUAUAUAAAUAUAUAUAAAUGGAUAUCUCUUUGAACCCAUUCAUUAAUCAGAAAAUACUGCUAACGUCUGUAUGUCUCCAAAUGGCUGCAGACUCAAUUAUGUGAGUAUGUGUUACAGAACGUAACAUGAACCGUGAUAUUAAAUACAGUUUCCAACAAAACAAAAACAUCCUAAAGAUGUUUUCAACCUUCAUUUUUUAAAAUGUCUUUUUCUAACACACAAAUGGCCACGGAAAAAUGAUACAUACAGUAUAUAUAUAUAUAUAUGCUAAUAGCCAUAUUGCCAUUUAUACGGCUAUAUCGUCAUUACAGUGGAAUAUAAUGUUUGUGCACACCAGACUAAAUCUGAAUCAUUUGAAACUGGGUGACACCAGCUUGGCAGUAGUUGUUGCAUCAUGUUUGUAUUGUUUUUUCAUGAAUUAAAAAAACAAAGUUCAUGUGGGAAGAUGGAAUUGUGGAGGAAAUCAGUUGGAGUCUGUACACCUAAAAACAACUAACAUGUGAAAUGGUCAUUUAAGAGUGUACAUUAUGAACAUUACAAUGUAUUUAAGACACACCUUUAUUUUUAUACAGUGAUGAGGUAUAAAAGCACAUGAGCUAAAAGGAUAAACUGUCUGACUAAUGGAUGGUACUGCGGACAACCGCGUACCUAAACUGUGGUCAUUUAUGUGCAGUGUGCACUUGUAUUCUCCAUAUUUAUGUUCAUGGAAAACACUUUGUAAGACAUUUGCAAUUAAAAGAGAAAUGAUGACAUGGAA
This is a messenger RNA of Gasterosteus aculeatus aculeatus (three-spined stickleback), 4251 nucleotides long. It is a transcript of the gene esama, whose product is annotated as endothelial cell adhesion molecule a. Gene Ontology annotation, biological process: homophilic cell-cell adhesion. The record is from RefSeq and is a predicted model, not a curated record. Gene Ontology annotation, molecular function: cell-cell adhesion mediator activity. NCBI's taxonomy places the organism in Eukaryota, Metazoa, Chordata, Actinopteri, Perciformes, Gasterosteidae. Gene Ontology annotation, cellular component: adherens junction; plasma membrane.